Molecule: messenger RNA, 3340 nt
Organism: Stegodyphus dumicola
Lineage: Eukaryota; Metazoa; Arthropoda; Arachnida; Araneae; Eresidae
Product: XK-related protein 6-like
Cellular component (GO): membrane
Source: RefSeq, a predicted model, not a curated record
UUGUGAGUACCGAAUCGGUACUUCGAGUCAACCGAUGUACCCGUUACUCAGUAACGAAUACAUGCAGUUUGCUCCAGCUCUAGUGUUUAUGUUUCUGAAUGGCGCGUGUUUCAACCGCUUGUCCUUUUACUUGGCAAAAAUGUUGUUCGCGUUCAAGUCCAUUCACUUUGAUGGACACUUUUUUAACUUUCUUAUCUAUAGGAUCAUUUCUGGCUGACAUAGGAACUGAUCUGAUUGUGAUAAUUCAGUAUUAUAAAGAUGAUCAUAUUAUGUGGAUGCUUCUGACCACAAGUCUUGUGUGCAUACCUUCCUUAAUCGUGCAGAUUUUCAGUGUAAGAUGGUACAUUAUUGAUGGAAGAGCAUCCAACAGUUUAUGGAUAAUUCACAUUUUUCAAUUAGGAUUAUUUCACAGGUACAUAAAAUUAUUACAGCUGGGAUUAAAAGUAAGAAAAACAAAGAAUUCAAUAGAUUUGCAAAAUUUUAAUCAACAACAAAGUGAUAUUUGCAUGCUGCGUUUGUUUGAAUCUUUUACUGAAUCUGCACCUCAACUGGUUCUACAGUUAUAUAUUAUGGUGAGCACUGAAGAAUGGAAUCCUUGGACAGGAAUAUCUGCUGUAGCAUCUGUUUUAUCCCUUGGUUGGGGAAUUUCUGCUUAUAGUAAAUCAAUGCGCAGUGUCCGUCCAGAGAAGAAAACUCUUUCUUGGUGGGGUCUAUUAUUCCAAGCACUAUGGAGAAUUGGUAUGGUGUCCUCUAGAGUAACUGCUAUGGUACUUUUUGCAGCAAUAUUUGGUCAAUGGUUGUUACUUGUAUUUGCAUUACACUGGUUGAGCAUGACCGUGUGGGUCUUUAUGCAAAAAACAGACUUUUGUACAACAUGGUGGGAAGAAAGACUUUACAAUUGUGUUGUUGGAGCCAUUUACUGCUUCUGUUUCUUCAACUUAAAAGAAGGGAAGUCUCGAUUCCGAAUGAGUCUCUAUUAUUCUUUGACAAUUGUGCAAAAUACAAGUUUUGUUCUGACAUUUUAUUUUUCGGAUAAAAAGAGUCAUAGUUUAAAAGAUGUUAUGGCAUCAUUUGUGCCCUGUGGAAUGAUAAUUGGAUUAUGCAGUAUGAUGAUAUAUUAUCGCUUUUUUCAUCCAAGUGGCCCAAUAACAUUAUUUCGUUCAAAAUUUUCAAGUGAAUAUCAUGACGAACCAUCAAACAACAACAAAAAUAUAACAUUAAACUACAGCAAUCUGAAAACUAGCCGCAGGAUGCAUGUGACUACAGAUAUAUAUCCAGCAGAUGACUGUGAUUUUCCUAUACACCAGGUCACACAGUUAAAUGGAGAUGUAAAUACUAAUGUUUCUGUCAUUUCAGCAGAACAAAAUGUAUCUUGUGUUUCAGAUUUGCACAGGUCUCAUUCACUUAACUGUAGUCUAGGCUCAUAUGGUUUUGUGGAGCCAAAAAUAGACAUAGUUUCUAGACAGAGAAUCAAAAGAAACGCAUUUGCUAAUAGGCAUAGGCAAAUUAAUUACCAUUUUCGUCCAGCUGUAGCUUUUGGAUGCUUGUCAUCCAACAUACAUUGUUCUUGCUUGAUUUUAACCAAAGAUAUAGACACAAAAAUUCCAGAUAAUCCUGUAGGUACAGAUGCAAAACAUUCAGCAUCUCUUCCUAAUUUAGAAGUCAGCUUUGAAUCAGAAGACAUAAGUUAUCCUUUUUCCAUAUCAGCAAGUAGUUCAUUAAAAUCAUCAGGAUUUAAAAAUACUAGUUAUUCUAGUCAUACGGAAUCAUCUAGUCCACCAUUAAUUUAUAAUGAUCACAUCAUUAGGCUAAAUAUUGAGAUGCCAGAAAUGUUUGUAAAAUGUUGAUUUUUUACAUAAAAUUUGAUAGCUUAUAUUCAAUCUAUUUUGAGUAACUCAUGAUGAUAAAAAGUAUAUUAUCAUUCUUCAUAUGUGUAAAAAAAGGGUCACAUAUGUGAAAAAGGGAAGCAUCUUUUCAGGGGAUGCAAAACACAAAAUAAGUAUAUAAAGGUAGAAACCAAGUGAGAUAUAUUUGCACAAGCUUAUCCUUGCUCAUUAUAUUCUUGACACAUUAAGUUGAUAGAAUUUUCUGACCUAUUGUAAUAACAAUGAUAAGCUAUACGAAUUUUGAUGUUAUAUAUCAUGUUGUUGAAGAGUACUUUGAAUGUAAAAGUAACUACAGAUUAUUAUGUUUAACAAUAUAUUUUUUUAUCUAUGUACAGUGAGAGCAAUUUUUAAAAUUUAAAAAAAUUUUUAGACUGCAUAAUUAACUCACAGGAUUUUCAUUAGAUAAUGAAGAAUAUUUUAAAUACAUAUUCUUGUUCAUGUUACAAUUAAAUUUUCUAUUUUGUACAGAAACCAAUGCAUGAAAUUUCAAUCUCAGCAAGCUUAACAUAAAUCAUUUUCUGUUUUGAUUUCCCUAUUUGCUGAAAAAUUUUAACUACAGCUCUCUAAGUGACACUAAUAAUAAUAUGGAAACAAUAAAAGUUCUUAAUUUCAGUUUAUUUCCAUUUCAGAUUAAGUGAUUGAUUUUUAUUCUGUUUUUUUUUUUAAAAAUUAUUUAUAUUAUUACAAAUCAUCAUAUUAGUGUAGCAGUAGUAUUUCUUAUGAAUAUGGUUUAUUUAUUCCUUAAAAAUAGAAAAUAUUAUAUAUGUGUAAGUUAACAACUAAAAAAAUACUUAAUUUUUAAGGAUAGGGGAAAAAGAAUAUAUAUAUAUUGUCGCAAAUGAACAGGCAAGUACUCAAGUCUAAACUCAAGACUUUUUAUUAUCUCAAACUGAAUGAAGAACUACUUAUAUACAGCUGAUGAACAUGCUGGAACAUUUCAGACUCGAAAUGUUCUGGAAGAAUAAGAAGGAAAUUUACAUAAAUAAGACAACAUUAACAAAAAGGAGACUUACAUAAAAACAAUUAUCAGGCAUCUUGCCCUUGAUGGGUUUAGAACCCGGGACCUUCGGAUUUCGAGUCCUGUGUCUUCUCCACUAAGCUACGAGGAGCUCGUGCGAAAGGAGCAAUUUUCGCUGCAAUAUAUAUAUAUAUAGAGAGAGAGAGAGCUGAAAAAUCUGUUAAAUUAAUUUUCAUUUCAUACUUUUCCUUUCUAUGCAGUUAAAUUGAAAGGAAAAGAAGGAAUAAAAAUAUAUUCUUAAAAGCAGGAAAAAAAAUUCUAACUAACUAAAUGAACUUAUAAACUGUUUCUUUUUUAGCCCAAAAGUCUCGAAACACAAUGUUGUGCUGAUUUACUUCAAAUGUCAUCUUCUGUGAAAAUUUUGUUUCGCUUUCAAGUAUAUUGUCAUUCGGCAAAAUGUACUGUUUCAAAUUCAAUCUAUCUGUUAUUCAUUAAG